UUGCGAUUUUAUUUUCGAGCAACAACAACAAAAAAAGUUAAGCCCUUCGGUCGCUGGAACGAAAACAAAUCAGCAGUAGUCACGUAUAUAGAACAUAUUCAGGCAUCCGGUUUCAGUUCAAGUUUCUGUGCGAACUGCACCAGACAAUUAUAUACAACUGUGGCCUAUAACGAAGUUAGUUUUUUUUUUUACUAAUUUCUCCAAACCAGAUGGACAGCUUUCCAGUCAAAGCUGCAUUUGCAGUAGUGUACCUCACGUCAGUUUUUUUCGGGAACUUGAAGGCGGAUCUGCACGUGACAGAAUCAAAUUUGUCGUCGACUCCUGGAAAUAUCUUUGACGAACCCGUUUACAAUCUAACAUUCAACAAUGACGAAAAAAAUGUGACUUCCGGCAGCCAAUAUUCGACCCUGCUGCAAAAUUUAAUCGGACCAUAUCAGCAAAAAUCGGAAGCGGAGUCGGAUAAUGAUCAGAAAACAGAAGAAGUUCAUCUUUCAAGCGUCAUCAGCACAGGAUCCCAUUCAAAAUAUACGACAACCACGACUGAUUCGACGAUUAUCAUGAAUGGAACCACAUUAAAUUCAAACGUCGGACGAAUUUUCGCAGCUGCAGACAAUAAUAGCACAAGGAGGAAACGACGCCACGCGAAACAGUCACGUUUGCCUCUUCAUUCUCAUUCGCAAAACCGACUUUGGAUUGACUCGAAAUCAUUGGAUUUGUUGGAAGACGUUUCAAAGCAAUUGGCAGUCAUCGAGGCUAUGCAAAUGCCCACGAACGGAAUCUUGGAAUCCACAGACGAACGCGGCAAGCCUUGGAACCCUGUAGAGGAGCAAGAAGGGUUGCUUGAAGGGUUGGAAAGGCUGCGAAAUUUGUUGAUUAUCAAAAGGAUGGUUCGCCAAAUCGUGGAACGCAAGAAAAACAGCGUUUUGGGUUCACGUCGUCAGCCUUUGGAUAGCGGAGCAAAAAUCAUUGCUAAAAAAAUUAUCCUCGGACGACCUGCAAAAAGGGACACUCGGCUAGUCGGGUCUGAGGAUGCUAAGAUCAUGUCCCAUUCAUCUUUCAUUCCGGCUGAAGAUGCAUCGCGCAGUUAUUAUGAAGCGGGACACGACGGAAAUGACGAUGAAGUAAUGCUUACGGAGGCCCAGCGGUUAUUAUUGGAAGAAUCUCCACAGGUGGAAGCGUUUCAUCCGCGAGACAUCUUCCUUCAAAAAUUGCACAGCGCUGAAAAAGAAAAGCUAGUCGACCAGGCGAGAGAAAUGCAUCAAGGAGCGCCAGUUAAUGGCCCAGUUUACGAUUUUGAGCGGCAGGAUUGGAAUCUGUUGAAGCCGAAAAGAUGCUGGCCGGAAGUGGAUGAAAUGGGAGGCACGGGACUUACUCAGCAUCAUGAGAUUUCCGAGCGAAUGAACAAGUUGAAUCGACUUGCCAGACUGUCCAAGAAAAUCAGUCAAGUCAUGACGAAGGAUAAGAGUAAGAACAAGGGAGCAACAAUGGCGGAGGUAGACGAACAUCAUGCGAGGCACUUCGAAGAAAGUUUCUGGCCCAGGAAUGCGGCACUUCAAAGUGGGGAUGGUCGAGCUUAUCAUGGGACAAGCUGGACAAGUGAUGAAAUUGAAAACAAAAAUUUGCCUGAUGUUCACCCAGUGGCGACCGCUCGCCUGCACCCCGUCAAAAUGUCGGGUGAAGGUGAUGAAACUUGGCAAAAGGGCGAAGAUGUGGACGAUAUGGACAGCAAAUUCCCCCGUUUGAAUGUCAACGCCAAACCGUUCAUUCCAAAUAUAAAUGCUCCUGAAUUUGUGCCUUCUUUCGGUGUCGAGUCCGAAUCCAACCAAGUGAACAACGGUACUACCACAUCAGCAACAGGACACGUUGAUGCCGGCAAAUCCACGAUCGGUGGACAAAUUAUGUACCUUACGGGAAUGGUGGAUAAGCGAACGCUUGAGAAGUAUGAGCGUGAAGCAAAAGAGAAAAACAGGGAAACCUGGUUCAAUGAAUGCCGUGACAAGCUCAUCCCUUAUUUGAAGAAAUGCGGAUUUAACCCGAAAACGGAUCUUACGUUCAUGCCUUGUUCAGGAUUGGCCGGAACCUUUUUGAAGGACCCAGCAGACGAUAAACUUUGUCCAUGGUAUCGGGGGCCGUGUUUCAUCGAAUAUAUAGAUAGCAUGCCUUCGAUGCACCGAAACGCAGAUGGCCCAUUUAUCUUACCGGUAGUUGACAAAUACAAGGAUAUGGGUACGAUUAUUCUUGGGAAAGUUGAAAGCGGGGGCUGCAGCAAAGGGCAGUCACUUCUUUUGAUGCCGAAUCGGACACAAGUGAUCGUCGAUCAAUUAUGGUCGGAUGAUUACGAGGUUACCCGAGUAUCAGUCGGCGAAAACGUCAAAAUCAAGCUUAAAGGAAUUGAAGAAGAUGAUGUCUCCCCUGGUUUCGUUCUUUGUGAUGCCAAUUCGCCUUGCACCACAGGUCGGAUCUUUGAUGCUCAGAUCGUGAUAUUGGAGCACAAAAGUAUCAUCUGUGCCGGAUAUUCUGCAGUUUGCCACAUUCACUCAGUCGCAGAGGAAGUGACUGUAAAGGCCCUGAUUUGCACCAUAGACAAGAAGACAGGAGAGAAAUCUACGAUACGUCCGCGUUUUGUUAAGCAAGACCAAAUUGUUAUAAUGCGUCUUGAAGCUGCUGGCGUCAUUUGUUUGGAAAAGUUCAGUUCUUUCCCGCAACUUGGGCGUUUUGCACUGAGAGACGAAGGUGAGUUUAUAUUUCCGAAUGAUCAUCGUUGA
This is a messenger RNA of Notodromas monacha, 2765 nucleotides long. Lineage: Eukaryota; Metazoa; Arthropoda; Ostracoda; Podocopida; Cyprididae. The record is from the annotation of a GenBank genome assembly.